This is a messenger RNA of Argentina anserina (silverweed cinquefoil), 1682 nucleotides long. RefSeq names its product triacylglycerol lipase 1. The transcript has 9 exons. NCBI's taxonomy places the organism in Eukaryota, Viridiplantae, Streptophyta, Magnoliopsida, Rosales, Rosaceae. Gene Ontology annotation, biological process: lipid metabolic process. Gene Ontology annotation, molecular function: hydrolase activity, acting on ester bonds. The record is from RefSeq and is a predicted model, not a curated record. Bases 12 to 1247 code for a protein of 411 amino acids.
CCUCCUUCUAGAUGGCCCCUUCCCCUUCCCCGCCUUUCGCGGUGUCAGCUUUCCUCAUCUCCUUCUUCGCCUCCGCAAUCUCCGCCGCACAAUUCGCCCAAAACACAACCGGAACAGCUUUCAAUCUCCACCUUCCGAUCCCGCAGCAGUCUCUCUGCGCCGGUCUCAUCCGCCCUAACGGCUACCCUUGCUCCGAGCACAAAAUUCAAACUAGGGAUGGCUACUUCUUGGGUCUUCAGCGCGUUUGGUCUCCCAAGGCGGAUUUGGGAGCUCGGCCGGGUCCUCCUGUGCUGCUUCAGCAUGGACUCUUCAUGGCAGGUGAUGCAUGGUUUUUAAAUUCUCCCGAACAAUCACUGGGCUUUGUCCUCGCAGAUGAAGGGUUUGAUGUAUGGGUGGGAAAUGUGCGUGGUACGCGUUGGAGUCAAGGGCAUGUAUCUUUAUCAGAAGAGGAUAAGGAAUAUUGGGACUGGAGUUGGCAGGAAUUGGCGCUAUAUGAUCUUUCAGAAAUGAUUAACCACAUAUAUUCAAUAACAAACUCCAAGGUCUUUAUUGUUGGACAUUCACAGGGAACAAUCAUGUCAUUAGCUGCGUUCACCCAGCCAGAUAUAGCAGAGAUGGUUGAAGCUGCCACUCUUCUCUGUCCAAUAUCAUAUUUGGACCAUAUCAGUACCCAAUUUGUUCAUAGAAUGGUUGAUGUGCAUCUUGAUCAGAUGAUUCUUGCUAUGGGCAUCCAUCAACUUAACUUUAGAAGUGAUUGGGGAAUUAACCUUCUGAAUACAGUAUGUGAUGGCCAUGUUGACUGCAAUGACUUACUAACCGGCAUAACAGGGAAGAAUUGUUGCUUCAAUACCUCACGUAUGGAUUUCUAUCUUGAUUAUGAACCCCACCCAUCAUCUGCAAAGAAUUUUCACCAUCUCUUCCAAAUGAUCCGCAAGGGUACAUUUGCAAAGUACGACUAUGGCAUCCUGAAAAAUCUGGUUGAGUAUGGUCAGUUGAACCCCCCUGCAUUUGAUCUUAGUCUCAUACCCAAGUCACUGCCACUAUUGAUGGCCUAUGGAGGUAAUGAUGCUCUAGCAGAUGUGGCGGAUUUUCAGCACACCCUGAAGGAACUGCAGUCUACUCCACAGUUGGUUUAUCUUGAAAACUAUGGUCACGUCGACUUCAUUGUCAGCACAACAGCGAAGGAAGAUUUUCACAAUCAGUUGAUCGAGUUUUUUAGGUCAUGGAGAAAAUCUAGUAGUUCUUAACGUGACUGCUUUUGGCUUACGAAUGGACUGCAAUUAAAUAUUCCAUGUGCAUAUCAGCAUAUCUUGUAAAUGACAUUGAUUUAAGUAUCCAAUCGUGAUGUCCUGAUGUAAAGUUUGUAGGAUCAGACGGAAGGAAUAGAGAUAUAUUGUGUACAUAUAUACUUUUCUGCAUCGUAAUUGGUUUUGCUUUGUGAUUUGGCUGUGAAGCAGACGGGGGAGAAGUUGAUGAGAAACCUCUCGCUUCUUGCGUCAAGAUGGAGUCAUGUACCCGCUUUCCGGCUUUCGGAAAAGUUCCAUGUUGGCUCCAGCCUCCAACAGAGAAACUGAAGAUUGUCGCAAAGAUUGGUCAUGUUCUUAGAAUUGUACGUGUAUAACUUCCAUGGUAUAAGUGGUGCUUGUAUUAUGAUCAUAAUAAAGAACAUAUGUCCUCCAAUG